AUGGCCUUAUCAGCUAUGUCUCUUAAUGCAAACACCAACAAUGAACUACAGAACCAGCACUGGGCAGAUGCUCCUGUGGCCUGUACUCGCUCUCUCCUCCUCCUGAUCGCUGCGAUCAGGUGUCAGGAGCAGGCCCAACCCACCGACUGGAGGGCCACCCUGAAGACCAUCUGGAAUGGCGUUCACAAAAUCGACAAGCACCUGAACGCCACCUUGAACAUCCUAGGAGGCGAGGACAGGCUCUGCCAGUAUACGAGUGGUGACGGAUCUAAGCCUUUCCCACGUUAUGGUUAUAAACCCUCCCUGCUGAAGGGACGUGGCUCUCCAUUAUUUGGUGUUCACCUUAAUAUUGGCAUCCCUUCCCUGACAAAGUGCAACAACCACCGCAAGUGCUAUGAGACCUGUGGCAAAAGCAAGAAUGACUGCAAUGAGGAGUUCCAGUAUUGCAUCUCCAAGAUCUGCUGAGACGUGCAGAAAACACUGGGACUAGCGCAGCAUGUUCAGGCAUGUGAAACAACAGUGGAGCUCUUGUUUGACGUUAUACAUUUAGGCUGUAAGCCAUACCUGGAUAGCCAAAGAGCCGCCGGUAGGUGUUGCUGUGAAGAAAAAACUGAUCUUUAA
This is a messenger RNA of Hipposideros armiger (great roundleaf bat), 621 nucleotides long. RefSeq names its product group XIIA secretory phospholipase A2-like. The record is from RefSeq and is a predicted model, not a curated record. Gene Ontology annotation, cellular component: extracellular region. Gene Ontology annotation, biological process: phospholipid metabolic process; lipid catabolic process; arachidonate secretion. Gene Ontology annotation, molecular function: calcium ion binding; A2-type glycerophospholipase activity. Lineage: Eukaryota; Metazoa; Chordata; Mammalia; Chiroptera; Hipposideridae.